CCCGCCCGCGCGCAGCGACGGUGCCUAGCCAUGGGGCUGCCGGGGGAGAAGGCCCUUGUCUACCCGCCGCGGCCCGAACUGCUGCCCGCGGCCCACAUCCCCUCCCUGUCCCACUACCAGCGCCUGUACCAGCGCUCCGUGGAAGAGCCUCACGAAUUCUGGGGGGACAUCGCUAAAGAGUUCUACUGGAAGAGUCAGCCCACGGGACCGUUCCUGAAGUACAACUUCGAUGUGACCAAGGGGAAGAUCUUCAUCGAAUGGAUGAAAGGAGCGACCACCAACAUCUGCUACAACGUCCUGGAUAGAAAUGUCAAUGAAAAGAAGCUUGGGGACAAAAUUGCUUUUUACUGGGAAGGGAAUGAACCUGGGGAUUCCGCGAAGAUCACCUACCGUGAGCUGCUGCACAAAGUGUGCCAGUUUGCCAAUGUCCUCCGCAGCCAAGGGUUGAAGAAAGGAGACAGGGUUUCCAUCUACCUGCCAAUGAUCGUGGAGCUGGUCGUAGCCAUGCUUGCCUGUGCCAGGAUUGGAGCUCUGCACUCUAUUGUGUUUGCAGGUUUCUCUGCUGACUCCCUUUGCGAGCGGAUCCUUGACUGCAGUUGCUCCCUCCUCAUCACAGCAGAUGCUUUUUAUCGAGGGGACAAGCUGGUCAACUUGAAGCAGAUUGCAGACGAAGCCAUCCAGAAAUGUGCAGACAAGGGAUUCUCUCUGAAAAAGUGCAUCGUGGUGAAGCACCUGGGCAGGGAGGAGGCGGGAGCGGCUGGGACCUGCAGCAAGUCUCCUCCUCAGAAAAAGCUGUGCCAGGAAUUGCAGACCCCCUGGAACCCAGCCAUAGACACGUGGUGGCAUGAGCUGAUGUCUGGUGCCAGCACAGAGUGUGAGCCCGAGUGGUGCGACGCCGAGGACGAGCUCUUCAUCCUCUACACGAGCGGCUCCACUGGAAAACCCAAGGGUGUGCUGCACACCAUGGGUGGAUACAUGAUUUUUGCUGCCACCUCCUUUAAAUACGUGUUUGAUUACCAACCUGAGGACGUGUACUGGUGCACAGCUGACAUUGGGUGGAUAACAGGCCAUUCCUACAUCACCUACGGCCCCCUGGCCAACGGGGCCACCGGCGUGUUGUUUGAAGGCGUCCCCACCUACCCAGAUGUUGGCAGGAUGUGGAGCGUCGUUGACAAGUACAAGGUGACCAAGUUCUACACAGCACCCACGGCCAUCCGCAUGCUGAUGAAGUACGGCGAGGAGCCUGUCAAAAAGCACAGCAGGAAGUCCCUGAAGGUGCUGGGGACCGUGGGUGAGCCCAUCAACCCCGAGGCCUGGCUGUGGUACUACCGUGUGGUGGGAGAGGAGAGGUGCCCCAUUGUGGACACCUUCUGGCAGACAGAGACGGGAGGCCACAUGCUGACACCCCUUCCUGCUGCCACCCCCACGAAGCCAGGCUCUGCCACAUUCCCCUUUUUUGGUGUGGUCCCUGCCAUCCUGAACGACUCGGGGCAAGAGCUGGAAGGAGAAGCAGAAGGUUUCCUGGUGUUCAAGCAGCCCUGGCCAGGGAUCAUGCGCACGGUCUACGGGAAGCACCAGCAGUUUGAAACCAUUUACUUCCAGAAGUUCCCUGGCUACUACUUGACAGGAGAUGGUUGCAGAAGAGAUAAAGAUGGUUAUUACUGGAUCACAGGGCGAAUUGAUGACAUGUUGAAUGUUUCUGGCCAUUUGCUGAGCACAGCAGAGGUGGAGUCAGCCCUGGUGGAGCACCCUGCAGUGGCUGAGGCUGCCGUGGUCAGCCACCCCCACCCCCUGAAGGGAGAGUGCCUCUACUGCUUUGUGACCCUGAGAGAGGGCUACGAGUUCAGCCAGGACCUCACAGAUGAGCUCAAAAAACAAGUCAGAGACAAAAUUGGGCCCAUAGCAACACCUGAUUACAUCCAGUACGCCCCCAGCCUGCCCAAAACCCGCUCAGGAAAGAUCACCAGACGCAUAUUGAGGAAGAUUGCCAAAGAUGACCACGAGCUGGGAGACAUCUCCACCUUGGCAGACCCGGGUGUCAUCACACAGCUUUUCAACAGCAGAUGUGACACUGCUCCUGCAGGAGCAGCUCAGUAGGACAGUGGCAGUGGCAUCUGAUGGGCAGGUCCCUCCAACAGCCACUGCCUGCCCGGGAAGGAAACCUUCACCUGUUGAAUUAAAUGUACCAAUGGUAGAAACAAGGAGAGUCUGGCUCUGGAGAGGCUGUGUCCAUGCCCUGGGUGAGGUGUCUGUCAUGUUCCAGAUGGAUGUCACACAUCUGAGGGUCAGCCUGGUGCACAGAGGGACUCAUCCUCCUCCUUUUUCAGCACCUCGUUCUUGGUUUUAAUUUAAUUUUGGGGGGUUGGGGAGAGGGUGUUAACUUACUUUCUGUCUGGAGGGGCCCUGGCACCUUGUGCACAGUGGGAAGGAGCUUUGGGGCUUGCAGGGGAAGUGAUGCUGGAGUUACUCAAUGCAGGCAGGCCUGGGAGGGGCAUCCACCACUGCCCACAGAGCAGCUGAGCUUCCUGUUGUGCUUGGAGAGCUGCAGGAGCACUGCAGCAGCCACAUCAUCACUGCAGGGCUGUGCUCGUCCUGCAUCCACUGGCCUGCUGCUAGCACAGCUCCCUGCAGCCUCCAGGGCACUGGGGCAAGGCUCCAGGGAGCUCUGGGCUUUAAACAGGUUUUGUGGGGCAAUCUGAUACCAAGAUCUGCUGCUCCUCACUGUGUUGUGCCAGCUGGUGCAUUGUCCCCAGCCCAGGGUCCUUCACUGGCCAUGGACACCACUGGAAGGGAAAAGCCUUGGUGUGACGUUUCCAUGGAGUCCCAGUUCCUCCAGUUCUGCUGCACCAGCUCAGAGCUGAAGCAGAGCUGGAGCAGCUGGAUGCUCCUCUUGUGUCCUGGGGGAGGAAGGAGAGGAAAUGGAGCCAGGCAGAGGCACCUUUCCCAUGGCACCAUGAGCACUGCCACAGCAGAGAAACCAAGGCAGGCAGGGCUGUGGGAGUCCUACUCAUCUCCUCAUCAGGAAAAAUGGUGGGAGAUGUUUCAAGUCAGUGUUUGCUUCAAUCUGACCUGACUUAAGGAUGAUGAGAGCUACAGGCCCACAACCCUUUUCCCCAAGAGCCUUGACCACCACCAGGGUCCUGCCAAAGCCAUCCUUCCUCCAGUGAAGGAACUUUAACUCCAGCCAAGGCUGAGCUGGGGCUCAUACUUCCUUUGCAAUGUCUCUGUGAAACCUGCAUGUGAACUCUUUGAUUUUGCACUUAAACCAAAGGAGAACUGGGCUUUAAAACUUGCUGCAACAGCUGUUUUGGGGAGUGCCAGUGGCCUGGGAUUACCUGCAACCUGAGCUGACUUGGGGCUGGAAAGGAGGAGCAGCUGCCUCAGGGUGCCCAGGGCAGGUGUUGGGGUGCUCCUCUGGGCUGUUGGCCAAGUCCCAAAUCUCACUUGUUACCUGCUGCUCUCACUGGCACAGCAGCUGUGUCACCCGUAACCUCGGUGCCUGCCUGUCCCCAUGUGCCCCCACAGCUCUGUACCACUGGAUUGUGCCACCUUGGUGACAAGGAUUCCUACAUCCUCGUUCCUCCUGUUACUCUUUGUUAGCUAUGUAAUUUUGGCUGGAAAACAGCGAGAAUUUAAUGCAAAAUUGAAUAAAAUUCAAGAAAACAAAA
This is a messenger RNA of Melospiza georgiana, 3668 nucleotides long. It is a transcript of the gene ACSS2, whose product is annotated as acyl-CoA synthetase short chain family member 2. The transcript has 18 exons. Bases 31 to 2097 code for a protein of 688 amino acids. The record is from RefSeq and is a predicted model, not a curated record. Lineage: Eukaryota; Metazoa; Chordata; Aves; Passeriformes; Passerellidae. Gene Ontology annotation, cellular component: cytoplasm. Gene Ontology annotation, biological process: acetyl-CoA biosynthetic process. Gene Ontology annotation, molecular function: acetyl-CoA synthetase activity.